UAAUACAUCAUCGCACGCGCUUCUUCCCAGCGGCACUAGCACUACACGUACUUCGCUCGUUCCUGACGGGAGAUGGCGGCCUCCAAGGUCAAGGACGACGGGCCGGCGGUUGGCAUCGACCUGGGCACGACCUACUCGUGCGUGGCCGUCUGGCGCCAUGACCGCGGCGAGCUCAUCGCCAACGACCAGGGCAACCGCCUCACGCCGUCCUGCGUCGCGUUCAAGGGCGACGAGAGGCACGUCGGCGACGCGGCCGUGAACCAGGCCGCCUUGAACCCCACCAACACAAUCUUCGAAGUGAAGCGACUGAUAGGACGAAGAUUUAAUGACGAGUCUGUACAAGGAGACAUCAAAUUGUGGCCCUUCAAAGUCGUUGCAGGUCGUGACGACCGGCCCAUGAUCGUGGUGCAGUAUGAAGGCAAGGAGAAGGAGUUCAUGCCUGAGGAGAUCUCCUCCAUGGUUCUUGCCAAGAUGAAAGAAACAGCAGAGGCCUACCUCGCUAAAACGGUCAAGGACGCCGUGAUCACAGUCCCUGUCUACUUCAGCAACUCCCAGCGCCAAGCUACCAUCGACGCGGGUGCCAUCGCUGGCCUGAAUGUCAUGCGCAUCAUCAAUGAGCCAACCGCCGCCGCCCUCGCCUAUGGUCUUGAGAAGAUGCCCGUCUGCGACGAAGGGACGAGGAGGACGGUGCUUGUCUUUGAUCUUGGUGGUGGUACCUUUGAUGUCUCCCUCCUUAGCAUCGAUCCAGGUGUCGACAUGAAUAAGGGCAUGUUUGAGGUGAUGGCCGUCGCCGGUGACACCCACCUUGGCGGGGCAGAUUUUGACAAUGAGAUGGUGAAAUACUCUCUGAAGGAGUUCGCAAGGAAAUAUAAGACGACGACGGACAUUAACAGCAACCAGAAGGCGUUGCGGCGGCUGAGGACUGCCUGCGAGAGAGCCAAGAGGAUGCUAUCUGCCACGGCACAGACCACCAUCGAGGUCGACUCGCUCCAUGAAGGUAUUGACAUGAGCAUCAGCAUCACCCGCUCCCGAUUUGAGGAGCUCAACAAGGAGCUCUUCAGCAAGUGCUUAGAGGCCUUGCGUAAGUGCCUCCGCGAUGCCAAGGUUGACAAGAGCAGCGUCCAAGAUGUCGUCCUUGUGGGAGGCUCCACCCGCAUCCCCAAGGUGCGGAGCAUGCUCAGGGAGUUCUUCGACGGGAAGGAGCUCUGUCAAAGCAUCAACCCUGAUGAAGCCGUCGCGUACGGGGCAGCCAUCCAGGCCUACAUUCUGCGUGGCGGAACCGACGACGGGAGGAUGGUGGAUAUGCUUCUGCGCGACGUCACCCCUCUCUCUCUCGGGAUCGAGAUCAGAAAUGACUAUACAAUGAGCGUGGUGAUCCCCAGGAACACCGCCAUCCCCACCAUGAAGACACAGAACUUCACCACCCUAUACGACAACCAGAUCGACGUGAAGUUUCUGGUGUACGAGGGCGAGAGCGCCAGCACCAAGGAUAACAACCUGCUCGGCGAGUUCAUGCUCACCGGCAUCCCCCCGGAGCCCAAGAGCGUACCCAUUAUGGAAGUCACCUUCGACAUCGAUGCGAACGGCGUACUGAAUGUGUCAGCGAAGCACAGAUCCACCGGGCAGACGAACAGCAUCAUCAUAACUAACGACAGGAGCAGGUUGAGCAAGGAGGAGAUCGAGAGCAUGGCGCAGCGGUUCAAGAGGAUUGCAACCUAAUUGCCAGCCACCCGGCAUGGAUCAGGGAUCUACAACGUACUAGUAUGGUUAAUAUUAGCACUGCCUAAGAAAAUAACCUCGUACUGUUAUGGCAGACUUGGCUGUGCUUGCGUAAUGCUACUAUUGUUAUUAUUUGCUAUCUUGAACCAUGCUCUACUAUUGUUAUCAUUA
Panicum virgatum (switchgrass) is the source of this 1890-nucleotide messenger RNA. Its product is annotated as heat shock cognate 70 kDa protein-like. Gene Ontology annotation, molecular function: heat shock protein binding; ATP-dependent protein folding chaperone; ATP hydrolysis activity. The coding region runs from base 73 to 1719 and encodes 548 amino acids. Gene Ontology annotation, biological process: protein refolding; cellular response to unfolded protein. The record is from RefSeq and is a predicted model, not a curated record. The transcript has 2 exons. NCBI's taxonomy places the organism in Eukaryota, Viridiplantae, Streptophyta, Magnoliopsida, Poales, Poaceae. Gene Ontology annotation, cellular component: cytoplasm.